GUUAUCUGAGAAACAGAAAAUUAAGUGGGAAGUGCAGGAAGGGGUGGGACCUGGAGCUAAGUAUAAGUAUCUGCUUGUAGGUGGUGGAAGGCAGAGACUGCAUUGAACAAGGGAAUCUCCUGCUCUUUGGCUCCGAGUGUGAUUUCACUGAACUGCCCAUAAGAAAGCCAGGAAGGAGAGAUGGCCCACAUUGGACACCAGCUGUCACCAGCAAUGGCUGAGAAGGAAAGAGCCAAAGUCCGGAUCUCUAAAUCCCUCUCGGAUGGCGAAAAAGUGGCUAUUGCUUCUAGAAAGCAAGAGGUGAAGAAAGGCCUUGCCAAGCUUGGGAUUCAGUGCGAUACGGACCAAAUUCCCAAUAUUACUGUCCUUGGAUCAGGAGGAGCUCUGCGGGCCAUGAUUGCUCUUUAUGGGACACUAGCAGAGCUGAAGAAAUACCAAUUUUUGGACUGUAUAAUGUACUUGGCUGGGGUGUCAGGUUCCACCUGGUGCCUAUCAGCUCUCUACAGAACUGAAGACUGGGUGCAAAAGAUAGAGUUACUGGAAAAACAUCAGUGUGAAAAACUUGCCAAUAGCAAAAUAGAUCUGAAGAUGGCCAAAAGAGCUGUUAUUGAGGCUUCAAAAGAUGAACUUUAUUCACUGACUGAUUUCUGGUCCUAUUUUAUUGUGCACAAGCUGCUAAAGGAGUUCGAUGAGUCUGAACUGUCUGCACACAGGAGAUCUUGUGAGACUGGGAAAAAUCCUUAUCCUAUCUAUGCAGCUGUGGACAAGAAAACGUAUCUGAAACAAAACAGAGGCACCUGGUUUGAAUUUACCCCUCAUGAAGCUGGGGUUCCUGGUCUGGGGGCGUAUGUUGACAUCAAACACUUUGGGAGCGUAUUUGAGAAAGGGCAACUAUAUGAAAAAAAGAAGGGGAAAAACAUCUGCUAUCUGCAAGGUUUAUGGGGAAGUGCCCUUGGAAGUGAGAAGGAAGUUAUUAAGACGAUGUCAGGUGCUUUAGUGGAUUUCCCAAAAGAUGACAGUCAAAAGCCUGACAGUUCAACAGAGUCCAGUGAUCAAGACACUGGAAUAAUUGGACGGGCCUAUCAGGCAGUUCUGGAGCUGCUGCUGUGUUCAUCAGAUGAGAAAAUUGAUGAGAAACUUUUUGACAAUUUAGAAAGCAUCUUGAAAGAUCACAGUGGCAGCAAAAGCUAUGGACUCCUCAAAGGAAUGCGUCAGAUCUGGCUUACUUCAGAUCCUGAAAAAAGGAAGAAAGAGUGCAUGAUGCUAGGUAAAGCUUUGGACAUCGAUUUUGGAGGAGUAAAAGAAAUUGAGACGAAGCUUCAACCGGAUUCCAAAAAUAAAGCUUCUGGUGGCCACUUCCAUACCAUGGUGAAAAAGACCUAUUCAUGCCUUUUGGGAUGGACAUGGGGAAGCACCAAUAACUUCCUGUACCAGUGCUCGGAUGUCAAAUUUCCGGAGCUGACGAACAAAGAGGUUGUGUCCCUCAUUGAUGCUGGUCUGGCCAUAAACACUGCUUACCCACUUGUGCUCCAUCCAGAAAGGCAGGCGAAACUGAUCCUUUCCUUUGACUUCAGUGCUGGGGACCCUUUUGAGACAAUCAAAAAAGCUGCUGAAUAUUGCAAGGAGCAUGGAAUGCCAUUUCCCAAGAUAGAUGAGAGAGAACUUCAGGAUACAGACGACCCAUCAGACUGUUAUAUCUUCAAAGGGGAGAAUGCACCAACCGUCAUGCAUUUCCCACUAUUCAACAAAUUCAAUUGUCCAGGUAAAGUUGCCGAAUACAGAGAUCAGUUUGGCACCUUCAAGAUGAGCUAUUCCAAGGAGGAAAUUGAAAAACUGCUCACUGCAGCAAAGAAGAACGUAGCUCAUAAUCACCAAAAGAUUCUAGAGGAGAUCAAGCGUGUUGCAUGUCCUCUUUCACAAAAGGCUUAAGCAAACUGCUUCUGUUCUACUGUUCUAAUCACUGAUUCACACAAUCUGUUUAAACCAGACAGUACUUAAUUGCCAGUGGAAAUGCAUUUGUAUGGAUACAUGCAACUUUGUAAACUAAUCUCAUAUAUAGAAUUGGGAGGAAGUGUCAUAUUCACAGAGUCUGGCAGGAAAAGUGUCCUGUUCAUAUCUAAGUAAAAUACUUACAUAAGGUAAAAUUACAAUAAAAAUGUAAAUUUGCAUUAAUAAGUAAAACAUGAUUCAGGAUCACACUAAAGGUAGCCAAUAAAUAAUUAGACAGGUCAGUGUGAAGUGUCCAUCCAUGUAUUUCAUUGCAUUGACUUUGUAUACCUCAUCUUUCUGUGUACACAUUUCCAUAUGAACUAUAUUAAAAUGAUGUAACUUGA
This is a messenger RNA of Hemicordylus capensis (graceful crag lizard), 2333 nucleotides long. RefSeq names its product cytosolic phospholipase A2 gamma-like. Gene Ontology annotation, biological process: glycerophospholipid catabolic process. Gene Ontology annotation, cellular component: nucleoplasm; nuclear envelope; cytosol. Gene Ontology annotation, molecular function: calcium ion binding; calcium-dependent phospholipid binding. The record is from RefSeq and is a predicted model, not a curated record. The coding region runs from base 181 to 1929 and encodes 582 amino acids. Lineage: Eukaryota; Metazoa; Chordata; Lepidosauria; Squamata; Cordylidae. The transcript has 16 exons.